Molecule: messenger RNA, 564 nt
Organism: Rhopilema esculentum
Lineage: Eukaryota; Metazoa; Cnidaria; Scyphozoa; Rhizostomeae; Rhizostomatidae
Source: RefSeq, a predicted model, not a curated record
CAGAAAGAGGCCAAAACAUGAUGGAACUGGAAAUGUGCAGCAUGGCGGAAAUGUUAUGAAGUAAUGUCUGCUCAACUUGUGUUCUCUUUGUAUCGAAGAAUACUGCGAACCGCGAAGAUAUGGGAAUCUUCAUCUGGACAGAAAGAUGAUACAAAUACAGAGAGAAACUACAUAAAAAAUGAAGCUCAGCGACUUUUCCGUAAGAAUAUGAAGAUCAGUGACCCAGAAGAAAUUUACUUAGCACUCAAAGAGGGAGAGACACGACUUGAAUUAGCUCUCCAUUACAAAAAUCCAUACCCAAGACCAGUUAAUGUUCCUCCAUUAGCAACAGCUCAACUUGCAGGCAAGAAGCUUGGGAAAGGCCAACAAAGAAGGCGAAAGAUUGCCAAACCUAUUUAUAUAAAAUCUUAUGAAGAAUAUGACAAAACUAGUUAAAGUUUUGCCAUAUUUGCUUUAUGAAAUUCAAUGAGUUCUUCAGGAAAAGUGUGCAGUGACAAUAUUGUUGCUAUAAUUUUGAAUGUAAUGAAAUAGACUUUUGUUUAUUACUUUGAGAAAUGAUGAAAA